CAUCUUUUUACCUUACUCCCUCUUUUAUUAAAAAGUAUGGCCAAAUUACAAGUGAAAGUCAAAGAUGCACCCAAUAGACCUUUUGUAUUUUGUUUUUAUGUAUCUGGUCAUGGAUGGGGACAUGCCACUAGAGCCAAUCAAAUCAUCAGUGACAUCUUGCGAUUACAAGCACAACAUCAAGUAUAUGUUAUUUCCAAUGCAUCAAGUUUCAUCUUUCAAGGAGUGACCAAAGUAGGAGCCAUUUAUCGUCAAGCCAACAUUGAUGCUGGGGUGGUACAACCGCUGGCUUAUACUGUCGAUCGGCAACAAACUAUCAAGAAUCUCAGGCAAUUUAUUGAUCAACGGUCCAAUAUUCUUUUGAAUGAAGUUGCAUGGUUAAAACAAGUUCAAGCUGAUUGUGUUAUUUGUGAUGCUCCUUUUUUACCAUGUGCGGCAGCAGCAGGAGCAGGGAUUCCAGCAGCCAUUGCAAGUAAUUUUACAUUUGAUGAAGUGUAUACUGGAUUAUGUGAAGGGGAUGCAUUGGAUGAAGAAAUUCGACAAUUGGUGAAUGUGGUGAUUCAAGAUUAUAGAACGGCAGAUCUCUUGAUCCGACUACCUGGGGCCAUACGCAUUCCUUCAUUUGAUGAUGCCGUUGAAUUAGUACCAAGUACGCCCGUUUUGUGUAACUCCAAAGGGAUUGUCAAUGGUAAAACUCAACUUCCAUCUCAUAGUGUUGCCACCGUGCUUUCCAGUCGACUGUCAUCCAAGAUAGAAAGACGCAUCAUUGAUAUUCCUUUGGUGUUCCGCAAAUAUCAUAAAGAACGAAAACAAGUCCUGGAUGAAUUAGGUAUUCCUUGCUCGAUUUAUGAUACCCAUCAAAUCCUUCUCUUAUCGUUUGGUGGUCAAGUGCUUGGUCAAGAAUGGAAACAUGAAAACCCUUUGCCUCCUCAAUGGAUCUGUAUUGUCUGUGGAGCACCCGAUAACAUUGAUUUGCCUCCUGGAUUUUAUCGUGCUUCCCGUGAUGCCUAUGUGCCAGAUUUGACAAAUGCUGUGGAUGUUGUGCUUGGAAAAUUGGGUUAUGGAACAUGCAGCGAAUGUAUCGGUCAUCAUACUCCUUUUGUAUAUGUGCCUCGACCUCAGUUUAUUGAAGAGUAUGGUUUACGAAAAUUGAUGCAGGAUCAAGGAAGUGCCGUGGAAUUACAUCGUGAUGAUUUUGAGGCUGGAAAAUGGGCUGAUGCUAUUCAACAAGCAUCCAAGUUAUCUGGUGCCUGUGAUGAACCUGAUCGUUUGGUCGGUCACAAUGGAGGCCAGGUCGCGGCAAAAACCUUGGAACAAUUUGUCAUUGAAUGGAACAGUAAAAAAAAUCAACACAACAUUCACCAAAAACAAACAACUACACAAAAUUCAGUAACCAUGCCAACUCGAUUGGAUAAUUGAUUAUUUUAAUUUAGAUUUCUUUGAAUUUUUUUUUUUUUUAUAUCAUAAUAAAAUAUAUAUCCUAUCUUAAUUUU
Molecule: messenger RNA, 1490 nt
Organism: Halteromyces radiatus
Lineage: Eukaryota; Fungi; Mucoromycota; Mucoromycetes; Mucorales; Cunninghamellaceae
Exons: 3
Coding region: 37-1416 (459 amino acids)
Source: RefSeq, a predicted model, not a curated record